AUGACUGGCCCUCUCCCUGGACAAAAGACCGUCCUGAUUACUGGCUGCACGCCAGGCGGUAUCGGUCAUGCCCUCUGCCUCGAGUUCCACAAGCAGGGCGUACAUGUCAUUGCCACGGCCCGUAACCCGGCCGUCCUGGCCGAGAUGGCCGAUAUGGGCAUGAGCACCCUCGCCCUCGACGUCACCAACAAGGAGAGCAUCAAGACCUGCCACGAGGAGGUUGCCCAGAUCACCGGCGGCAAGCUUGACAUUCUCGUCAACAACGCCGGCCGCACCCACACCCACCCCGCCACCGACAUCGACAUCGACGACGUCCGCGAGACUUUCGAGACCAACGUCUUCGGCGUUAUGGCCAUGUGCCAAGCCUUCGCCGACCAGCUCAUCGCCGCCAAGGGCCUCAUCAUCAACAUCGCCUCCCUGGCCGCCAUCACCCCCUACGUUUUCGGCUCCGUCUACUGCGCCAGCAAGGGCGCCGUAGUCUCCUACUCCCGCACCCUGCGUCUGGAACUCAAGCCCUUCGGCGUGCGCGUCAUGACCACCAUGACGGGAACCGUGCAAUCGCAAAUCGCGUCCAAGACCCACCGCACGCUGCCGGAGAACAGCAUCUACAUGCGCGUCAAGGAGUUCUUUGAGCGCCGGUUGACGUUUUCGCAGAACAACGCGACGGUCAAGACGGAGGAUUAUGCGCGGAGGCUGGUGAAGAAUGCGCUCAAGAGCGAGGUUCCCUUGAUCUUGAGGCCGUGGUUCGGACGCGCGGAUUAUUUCUGGGCGGGAGGGUGGUCGAGACUUGUUUGGACUGGUACCUUCUUUGGUGACUGGUUGUUGGAUUUGGUCAUGUAUAGGAUGUUCAAGAUGAAUGUGUUGGAGAGGGUGUUGGCGCAGGAGGAGGCGCAGAAGAAGUUGAACUGA
Messenger RNA from Sordaria macrospora k-hell, 909 nucleotides. RefSeq lists its product as uncharacterized. Gene Ontology annotation, cellular component: lipid droplet; endoplasmic reticulum. The record is from RefSeq and is a predicted model, not a curated record. Gene Ontology annotation, biological process: triglyceride catabolic process; phosphatidic acid biosynthetic process. Lineage: Eukaryota; Fungi; Ascomycota; Sordariomycetes; Sordariales; Sordariaceae. Gene Ontology annotation, molecular function: triacylglycerol lipase activity; acylglycerone-phosphate reductase (NADP+) activity.